CACGAGGACCUGCAGAAGCUCUAUACAUGGACGGGCGUGGAGAACAAGCCCACAGUCUUCCUCUUCUCAGACAGUCAAAUCCUUGUAGAAGAGUUUGUCGAGGAUCUUAACAACAUCCUCAAUUCUGGUGAGGUACCGGGUCUAUUUGAUGCAGAGGCUCUGGAAAAACUCAUUAUUGGGACGCGACCUUUUGCCAAGGAGACCGGUAUUGCAGAAGGAAAUAGGGAGGCUAUCUACCGAUUCUGCAUUGAUCGAGUGCGCAAAAACCUUCACCUCGUACUUACCAUGUCGCCCAUGGGAUCGGCCUUCCGAAAUCGUCUGCGAAUGUUCCCAUCUCUGGUCAACUGCUGUACGAUUGACUGGUUUACUGAAUGGCCUGAGGAUGCACUUCUUGGGGUUUCACAAUCAUCGUUUGCCACUUUGGAUAUUGAUUCGGAGGAAACGAAGAACAAGGUAGCCGAACUGUGCACCUUUACUCACCUGAGCGUGUCUUCGGCAGCCGUGAGAUUUGUCCGCGAGUUGAAGCGCUACUACUACACUACUCCAACGAGCUACUUGGAGCUGCUCUCUACCUAUCGUGUCAUGCUUGAUGACCGCAGAAGCAACCUCAAAAUAAUGAAAGAGAAGUUUAAAAAUGGUCUGAACAAGAUUCAGGAGACCAACGAUUUGGUAACCCGCAUGGAAGAGGAGUUGACUGCUCUUCGACCCAAGUUGGAGCAGAAGCAGAAGGACACAGAAAAACUUAUGAUUAAACUGGGUGAGGAUCAGGAAAAGGCAGAUGUCGUGAGACAUAAAGUGAAGGACGAUGAGGCAGAUGCCAAACAGAAGGCGCUGGAGACGCAGGCCAUCGCAGACGAUGCCCAACGAGACCUCGAUGCCGCAAUGCCUGCCCUUGAGGCUGCUAAUAAGGCCUUAGAUUCCCUGGACAAGAAUGACAUUGCUGAAAUUCGUGUCUUCACGAAGCCACCUCAACUUGUGCAAACGGUCAUGGAGGCAGUGUGUCUGAUGCUGGGACAAAAUUUAUUGUCAUCUCAACAAUAUGAGCUCCUUUCUUGCAGGACAGACUGGACAACUGCUAAGACACUACUUGGCGACAGCAACUUACUGCGUAGAUUAGUUGAGUAUCCAAAAGACACCAUUUCGGACUCUCUGCUGAGGAAGCUUCAAAAGUACGUCGAAAAUCCGGAUUUUGACCCAAUGGUAAUUGAGAAGGUCAGCAAGGCCUGCAAAUCCCUUUGCAUGUGGGUGCGAGCGCUAGAAAUGUAUGCUCGAGUCUACAGGAACAUUGAGCCCAAACGAAGGCGGUUAGUUGAGCCCUGCAUUUUUUCUCUUCUUACUACCAGUAUGUGGGUUCUACUUUCAAUUCAUUGCUUCAGACUCGAAGAAGCCAACAGAGAGAUGGAUGUUAUGGUGGCCAACCUGCGCGAGAAGCAAAGCGCAUUGAAAGCAAUUGAAGACAAGAUAGCCGAGUUGCAAGCUACUUACGACAAGUCAGUGAGUGAGAAAAAAGUGUUGGAACACAACCUAGCAUUGACAGCUUCCCGUCUCAAACGGGCCGCCAAGUUGACUGCAGCUCUGUCAAGCGAGCAGGAGCGUUGGCGAGACUCUAUUGCAGUAUACGACGUUCAAUUGGGCAAUGUUGUUGGCGAUGUCUUCAUUGCGGCGGCCUGUGUGGCCUACUAUGGAGCCUUUACCAUGGAGUUUCGUGAGAGUUUGGUCAGCACUUGGGUUGCUAAGUGCCACGAGCUUGAGGUGCCUGUCAGCGAAAAUGUCGGUCUUUUUAGUGUCCUUGGAGAUGCCUUUGAACUGCGGCAGUGGAAUGCAGAGGGCCUGCCGAGAGACCAAAUCAGUACAGACAAUGGAAUUAUGGUAACACAUUCACGUCGAUGGCCGUUAAUGAUAGACCCGCAAGAACAGGCCAAUCGAUGGAUUCGUACAAUGGAAGCAGAGAAUGGGAUCCGUGUUGUCAAGCCAACAGAUUCGAACAUGUUACGGGUGCUGGAGUCCUGCAUAAGAGUUGGAUGUCCGAUGUUGUUGGAAGAUGUUGGAGAGAGUCUUGAUCCAGCACUGGAACCUAUUUUGCUUCGACAGACCUUUGUAAAGGGUGGAAGGCUGCUGAUUCGUCUGGGAGACAGUGAUAUAGAGUAUGAUAAGAAAUUCAAGUUCUACAUCACAACUAAGUUGUCAAAUCCACACUACAUGCCGGAAGUGUCGAUUAAAGUGACGCUUAUUAACUUCACCGUAACGCCACAGGGUCUAGAGGAUCAGUUACUAAGUGAAGUAACGCGUCUCGAAAGGCCAGAACUGGAGGAACAGAGGGUGGAACUGAUUGUUCAUAUAAAUGAAGACAAAAUUACCCUUCAGCAAAUAGAGGACAAAAUCCUGAAGCUCCUCUUUGAGUCUGAGGGCAAUAUAUUGGACAAUGAGGCUUUGAUCAACACCUUGAAUGAGUCCAAGGUGACAUCGAUGGAGAUCGCAAAGCGCUUGGUCGAGGCAGAGGCCACAGAGGCCAUGAUUUCGGCUGCUCGCUCACACUUCCUACCCAUCGCAGCCCGCGGCUCCGUUCUCUACUUCGUCAUUACUCUCCUCGCUGACAUCGAUCCCAUGUACCAGUUCUCUCUCAAGUAUUUCAUCUCCCUCUUCAAUCAAACUAUCGAGAAGUGUUCCCAGGAGGACGAGUCGGUGGACCGUGCUGAAGUACUCAUUAACGCCACCACUUUGGCCACCUACAACAACGUCGCCCGCGGUCUCUUCGCACAAGACAAGCUUGUCUUCUCCUUUAUGCUAUGCGCCAAAAUUCUCUUGCACGAGGGCACUAUUGCCCAAUCGGAGUGGGACUACCUCGUCUCCACCGCUACCCAGUCAGACCGUACCUCUCCACUCCAACCUGCGAACACGAUGAGCUGGCUUGGAGCACGUCAAUGGAGAGCCAUCUGUGACCUUGUUGAUGGACUGCCAGACAUUUUUGGCAGUUUGUUGGAGGAUGUCACUAAAGGUCGCAAAAUAGUUCUCAUCAUCCGCGGACCUCAAGAGGCUUCAAACGAAGGUCUCACGAUCACCCUCACUUCUCCUCCGGGCAACACUGGGAGCGAAGAGGGUGGGACAAACUGGGAUGAUCAUCUCAGUCUCUUCCAAAAGAUUGUCCUAAUUCGAGCCCUGCGUGAGGAGGAGUUUGUGACAGCAGUAACAGCAUUUGUGCGCGUGCAAUUGGGUCAAAAGUUUGUGGAGACACCGUCAAUAGAUUUGCCACUGGUCUACGCUGAUAUGGAUGCCGCUACGCCGUUAGUUUUUGUACUUUCUCCCGGCUCUGAUCCGAUGGCACAGCUACAAAGAUUCGCUCGACAGAUGGAAUACUCCGAGAGGAUACAUUCAGUCUCGUUGGGUCAAGGCCAGGGUCCCACGGCUGAGAAGCUGCUAGCCAAGGCAGCGGGAAGUGGUGACUGGGUGUUCCUACAGAACUGUCAUCUGGCAGCUUCGUGGAUGAUACGAAUGGAGGAAAUCAUAAAGGGGCUCCAAGAGUCGUCGGGAUCAACUGACCCUAACUUUCGUCUCUUUCUCAGCUCCAUGCCAACUAAGGCUUUCCCCAUCACUGUGCUGCAGAACUCUGUCAAGGUUACCAACGAACCUCCGAAGGGCAUCCGAGCAAAUCUUCGAAGAGCCCUGACCGACUUAUCCCGUGAAUUCUUCGAGGAAAGUGUUCUGGGUUCCAUUUGGCGCCGCGUUGUCUAUGGCAUGUGUCUUUUCCAUGCUGUCAUUCUGGAACGCAAGAAAUUUGGUCCUCUUGGCUGGAAUAUUCCUUACGAGUUCAAUGACUCGGAUCGUGAGUGCGCUUUGUUAAAUCUCAAUCUCUUUUCGGACGAGCAUGGUUUCGCAUGGGAUGCCCUCACCUACAUCACAGCAGAGAUAACUUACGGCGGUAGAGUGACAGAUGCUUGGGAUCAGCGAUGCCUGAGUGUAAUCUUGUCGCGCUUCUUUGGUAAAGAAACGUUGGCAAAGGGCUAUCGCUUUUGUCCCAACUCUGACCUCUUUCUUCCACCACCAAUGGAGAGCCUAGCAGAGUACCUGGAGUACACGGAUACUCUGCCGCUCCUCGACCCCACUGACAUCUUUAACAUGCAUUCAAAUGCCAAUCUUCUCUUCCUGCAAAAAGAAACAUCAAAGCUGCUGUCUACAAUUCUGGAUGUUCAGCCUCGCACCAGCGGACGCAAAGAGGGGCGCACCUCGGACGAGGUGGUUUAUGACCUGUCCGGCAGUCUACUCGCCGCGCUGCCCACCCCCAUCGCAUUGGAGAAGGCUCGUGCUGAUCUCUUCAACACCGACCAGCGAGGUCGUGUGAAUUCCCUUACCACGGUCCUGGUGCAAGAGGUUGACCGUUAUAAUCACCUCCUCAGGAUAAUCAAGGUGUCACUUGAACAGAUGCAGAAGGCGGUGAAAGGUUUUCUUGUUAUGUCAGAGAAAUUGGAGAAAAUCUACUCCUCCUUUUUGCUGAACACGGUGCCACGUCUGUGGGAGAACGCGGCCUAUCCUAGUUUGAAACCGCUUAGCUCGUGGGUGAAAGAUUUGGCACUUAGGGUGGAGUUUAUCAAUCUCUGGGUGCUCAAUGGCCCUCCCAAAUCUUUUUGGAUCUCCGGGUUCUUUUUUCCCCAAGGCUUCUUAACGGGCACACUGCAGAACUACGCACGGAGGUACAAUUUUCCUAUUGACCACCUCUCCUUCGAUUUCACCGUUCUGCCUCAGUACCGCAAUCAGGAGACGUAUGUCUUGCGCCAGCACGAACUGGCAUUCGGGGAUGAGCACCCAGAGGAUGCCAAUCUGGAGGUGCCCGAGGACGGUGUCCUGAUCCAUGGACUUUUUAUGGAUGGAUUCAGCCACACAUGGCAGGAUUCUUUCGUACUUUCUACCCCAAGAUGGAACGAUGAGACUAUGAUGAUCGCCGACCCUUUGCCAAGAGUGACCAUGGAGGCUAUGCCAAUGGUUCACAUGAAGCCGGAAAUGGACUUCAAGCUCGAGGCUGGUCGCUACAUCGCUCCACUCUACAAGACCUCCUCACGGGCUGGAGUGCUCUCCACUACCGGUAGGUCUUAUUAUCGUCGCGUUACGCACCUCAGCAUUAGUUUGGGGAUAAGUGUAUUACUUUAA
This is a messenger RNA of Hydatigera taeniaeformis, 5139 nucleotides long. NCBI's taxonomy places the organism in Eukaryota, Metazoa, Platyhelminthes, Cestoda, Cyclophyllidea, Taeniidae. The record is from the annotation of a GenBank genome assembly.